Capra hircus (goat) is the source of this 2423-nucleotide messenger RNA. It is a transcript of the gene CD226, whose product is annotated as CD226 molecule. NCBI's taxonomy places the organism in Eukaryota, Metazoa, Chordata, Mammalia, Artiodactyla, Bovidae. The record is from RefSeq and is a predicted model, not a curated record. The transcript is spliced from 7 exons. Gene Ontology annotation, cellular component: external side of plasma membrane. The coding region runs from base 700 to 1701 and encodes 333 amino acids. Gene Ontology annotation, biological process: positive regulation of Fc receptor mediated stimulatory signaling pathway; positive regulation of natural killer cell cytokine production; positive regulation of mast cell activation.
AGUGCAUCCUCUCAAACUGUAGAAGCUUAGGAGGGGGAAAGAGAAGGGACCAAAGUAUAUGUGACUUGGGAAUGAGUCUGAGUGGCUGAAAUAGUAGAGAUGCUCCCAGAGAGAAGCAGGGCUGCUUGUUGAUUGGUUUGAAUCCUCCCAGGUGAAAUAUCAGUGAUUUAACUUCAGCUCCGACCUGAGGGAGCCCUGGUGUGGAGGGGGCGUGGGACCAGGAGGCUCUGGGACAAACCAAGCCCCAGCUGCCCCCAAGACGCACCCCCAGGGAAUGGAGCGAGGUGGGGAGAUGGCCUUGACCGAGAGGGAGUGAGGCCAGGAGGUCCCAAUAAACAGGAAGUCCUUACCGGAGACGCACACCGGGAAGAGGACUCAGAACGAGCCGAGCCUUUGCGUCUCCAGGUUGGUGGUAACCUUUUAGACGAAGGUUGGAUGUGGUCAAACUCACACUUUCAAACUUAAUACUGAUCAGGGAGAGGGGGGCUGUGGAUCCAGAAGGAUGACCAGCAGGGAAAACAGGCAAGUUGCUGCGGGGAAGAGCUGUGACUGACUCCGGGACGACCAUUUCCACAAGAAUAUAAAGAAGACGCUGCUGAUAGGAUCUGAGAGGAAGGAAGCAGUGCCUGGUGGCAGGGCUCUGCAGAUGACAUUAUAAAUUGUCCUUCUAGAGACCGGCCUCCCCGACGGCUUCCAGAGAUGGAUCGCCUCACCCUCCUCUUGGCAAUUCUUUAUGUGUACACAGCGCCAUGUGAAGAGAUUUUUUGGGACACGACUGUUAAACUUGCCAAGAAUAUGACCCUAGCAUGUGUGUAUCCAUUAGCGGACACUGUAACCCAGACGGAGUGGUUCAAGAUUAAGACGGAGAGAGAGUCGAUGGCCAUUUUCAACCCUGCAUACCAUGGGAUCGUAAGAGAGGCCUAUGUUGAUAGGGUCUACUUCUCAAAUCACACCAUGACCUCUCACGACAUGACCCUGUCCUUCCACAAUGCCUCUGAGGUGGACGUGGGCUUCUAUUCCUGCUUCCUGCAUACCUUCCCACACGGAACCUGGCAGAAGGUGAUACGGGUGGUCCCGCCAGACAAUUUUGAGGAUGCUGGGCCACCAAAUAGCCAGAUGGUCUCAGAACCUGGAAAAAACGUCACGCUCACAUGCGAGCCUCGAGAGAACCUUCUGUUGGAAGAAGUGUCAUGGGAAAAGAUCCAGCCCCAGCAGACUGACCUCUUAAUAAGCUGCAACGUGUCCCAAGGUAGAAGUUACACAUCCAAGUACCCAAGACAGAUACUGAGCAACUGCAACAAAGACAUGAAAAAGGCCUUUGUCACCAUACCUAAUGUUAUAGGCUCUGAUUCAGGACUCUACCGCUGUGGCUUCAAAGCCAGCCCUGGGGAAAAAGAAACCUUUGUGAUAAGAUUGACCGUAACCGACGGUGAAACCAAGAACACAUACAUCCCCUUUGUGGCUGGUGGGGCAGUUCUGCUGUUGCUGUUGGUCCUAAUUACCACCAUCACUGUCAUUACUUAUAAGAGAAGGAAAAGGCAACAGAAAAGAGGCCUAUUUAAAGACUUCUGGAUCACACAGAAUAGGGCAACCAACAACUACAGAAAUCCCUUCCCUCCCAAUCCACCAUCAGGUGGUGCAGGAGAGGACAUUUAUGUCAACCACCCGGUCUUCUGUCUUGGACCAAGGGCUAGAGUCUAAGCCCAUCAUAGGAGAAUGUAAAUGAUAACUGUUAUGUACAUGGAUCAUCAUAAAAUGUCUUCCCACUAUUUACUGUCUACCUUGGAUAUUGAUUGAUCAAAUUUAUUUCAUUUGACAAGAAAAAUACUACCUAACCAUAGAGAGCAUUCUUAACAGAUAUGUUUUAGAAAACCUGACUCUAAUUAGCUUAUACAUAAAAGGAAACAUUGAAUCAUGUAAUGGGACAAUCCAGGGAAGAUCAAGCUUCAGGGAAGGGUUAUUUGCCAGGGCUUAAAGAUUAUGUCCAGAAUUAAGAAUGGACGAAAGACAGUUUCUGGAUCCCCUGUCACAGCAUUGGAUCUACUUCCCUUGAUGUUAGCCUCACUCUCCUGCAGGCUCUCUGCUUGUGUUUCCAAGAUGACUGCCGACAACUCUCAGCAAGUCAUAAUCCUUGUUUCUGCCUGGUAGAGAGCAAGCACAUUCGAUGACUUGUCCAUUGUUAAGCCGUCAUCAUGGCCAUAAAGGAAACCAACCCUGAAUAUCAGUUGGAAGGACUGAUGCUGAAGCUGAAGCUCCAGUACUUUGGGCACCUGAUGGGAAGAGCUGACUCACUGGAAAAGACCCUGAUGCUGGAAAGACUGAAGACAAAAGACGAGGGAAGCAACAGAGGUUAAGAUGGUUAGACAGCAUCACUGACCCAGUAGACAUGAAUUUGAGCAAACUCCGGGAGAAAGUUGAGGACA